UCAUAUAGACAAUGGAAGAUGCUGCUGUCAUUAAUAUUGGUACCUAAAAGGCGCCGCGAAAAGGGCGUGGCGAAAUCAGGCAGCUGCAGGGUGCACUCCAGUCUUGAGGACUCCUCCUCCCAACGAAGGCGCGAAAAAAUCAUCAAAGCCGUUAAUUCGGUUACGAGGUGAAGAUGCAGAGUUUGCCUCUCCCCUCUCCACUCAACUUCUCUUUCCAUUCUUUUUCAACAACUUCAAAUCCCUCUGUCCAUUUCCCCAGAUUUUCAACCCCCAAUCCCCUUACUGAUCGUUUGAUUCGCCAACUCAACGAUGGCCACCUUCGUAAAGCAAUCUCAACUCUCCAACUUAUGCUGCAGCAAGGAUCCCACCCUGAUCUCCAAACCUAUUCGCUUCUCCUUAAAACAUGUAUUCGAACUCGUAGUUUUGCUCUUGGUAGACUCGUUCAUGAAAAACUCACUCAGUCGCACCUCCAGCUCGACUCUGUGACUCUUAAUUCCUUAAUUAGCUUGUACUCCAAGAGCGGGCAGUGGGAGAAAGCGAAGUCCAUUUUUGACGGGAUGGGAAAUGAGAAGGAUUUGAUUUCGUGGAGUGCGAUGGCAUCUUGCUUCGCGAAUAACAAUAUGGAGUUUGAAGCGCUUCUUACAUUUCUUGAAAUGCUCGAAAAUGGUUAUUACCCGAAUGAGUACUGCUUUACGGCGGCAAUCCGCGCGGGUUCGAGGGCCGAAUAUUCAUCGGUGGGUGACUCUAUUUUUGGGUUUAUCAUUAAAAGUGGGUAUUUUGCCUCUGAUGUAUGUGUGGGGUGUGCUUUAAUUGAUAUGUAUGUAAAGGGCCGUGGCGAUUUGGUUUCAGCUUUUAAGGUGUUUGAGAAAAUGCCUGAAAGAAAUGCAGUUACUUGGACUCUGAUGAUUACUWGGUAUAUGCAAUUUGGGUACACAGGAGAAGCAAUUAAUUUGUUUUUGGAUAUGAUAUUAAGUGGAUAUGAGCCUGAUAGAUUCACAUUAAGUGGUGUAAUAUCAGCUUGUACGAAGUUAGAAAUAUUAUCGCUAGGGCAGCAGUUGCACUCUCAGGCCAUAAGACAUGGGUUGACUCUGGAUCGUUGUGUUGGUUGUUGUCUAAUAAAUAUGUAUGCUAAAUGCUCUGUGGAUGGAUCAAUGUGUGAAUCAAGACGGGUUUUUGAUCAGAUUCUGGAUCAUAAUGUCUUUUCUUGGACUACAAUGAUCGCAGGAUAUGUUCAAAAAGGAGGAUAUGAUGAAGAAGCUUUGGACCUUUUUCGUAGGAUGAUCUUAACAGAUGUUUUACCAAAUCAUUUUACGUUUUCCAGCACCCUCAAGGCGUGUGCAAAUGUAGACAAUCUACGGAUUGGCGAACAGGUCUUUACUCAUGCAGUAAAGCUCGGCUUAGCAUCGGUUAAUUGUGUUUCGAACUCACUUAUUAGCAUGUAUGCACGAUCUGGCAGAAUUGAUGAUGCAAGGAAAGCAUUUGAUAUUCUGUUUGAGAAGAAUUUGAUUUCAUAUAACACGGUAAUUGAUGCAUAUGCUAAGAAUUUAAAUUCUGAAGAAGCUUUUGAACUUUUCAAUGAGAUCGAGGAUCAAGGGAUGGGAGCUAGUGCUUUCACAUUUGCUAGUCUUCUAAGUGGAGCAGCCAGCAUCGGUAUGAUAGGUAAGGGCGAGCAAAUUCAUGCUCGGGUGAUAAAGUCAGGGUUGAAUUUGAAUCAGUCCGUUUGCAAUGCUUUAAUCUCUAUGUAUUCUAGGUGUGGUAACAUUGAAGCUGCUUUCCAAGUUUUUGAAGACAUGGAAGAUAGAAAUGUCAUCUCUUGGACUUCCAUUAUCUCAGGUUCCGCAAAACAUGGGUUUGCAACAAAAGCCUUGGAGUUGUUCGACAAGAUGCUCGGGGCUGGUAUAAGACCAAAUGAAGUAACCUACACUGCUGUCUUAUCAGCUUGUAGCCACGUUGGUUUGGUUAAUGAGGGUUGGAAACACUUCAAAUCAAUGUAUGCGGAUCAUGGAGUUGUUCCGAGGAUGGAACAUUAUGCUUGUAUGGUUGAUAUACUGGGUCGGUCGGGAUCUCUUUCUGAAGUCAUUCAGUUUAUCAACUCAAUGCCUUACAAAGCUGAAGCCCUUGUGUGGCGAACAUUUCUUGGAGCCUGCCGAGUUCAUGGCAACCUAGAACUCGGGAAACAUGCUGCAAAAAUGAUUAUCGAACAAGAGCCACAUGAUCCAGCGGCGUACACCUUGCUAUCAAAUCUGUAUGCAUCGACCUCCCAAUGGGAAGAAGUAGCAAAUAUCAGAAAAGCCAUGAAAGAGAGAAAUUUGAACAAAGAAGCAGGUUGUAGCUGGGUAGAGAUAGAAAAUAAAGUACACAAGUUCUAUGUUGGUGAUACUACGCACCCAAAAGCUGGGGAAAUAUAUGAAGAACUUCAGCGGUUGUGUUUGAAGAUAAAGAAACUGGGAUAUGUCCCGAAUACGGAUUUUGUGCUUCAUGAUGUGGAGGAGGAUCAAAAAGUGAGAUAUUUGUUUCAACACAGCGAGAAAAUAGCAGUAGCUUUUGGUGUUAUCAGCAGUACAUCCAAGUCGAAACCCAUCAGAGUAUUCAAGAACCUACGAAUCUGUGGGGACUGUCACAGUGCAAUCAAAUACAUUUCAAUGGCCAGUGGCAGAGAGAUCAUUGUUAGAGAUGCAAACCGGUUUCAUCAUAUUAAAGAUGGAAGAUGCUCCUGCAAUGAGUACUGGUGAUGAUGUCAAAGUUGGAGCUGCGAAAUCAGGUAUGCAUUCUCCUUCUCCGUCCCCUAGCUUAAAAUUCUCACCAACAGAAAUUUAGGGAGAACGGAUUGUUAAUAAUUUUCAAAUUAAAUGUAAUUGAUUGUAAUGUAACGUUGAUGAGUAAAAUUAAUUAAUAUAAGUUUUUUGAGCUUGA
This is a messenger RNA of Momordica charantia (bitter melon), 2913 nucleotides long. RefSeq names its product Tetratricopeptide repeat (TPR)-like superfamily protein. Gene Ontology annotation, molecular function: protein binding; RNA binding; zinc ion binding. Lineage: Eukaryota; Viridiplantae; Streptophyta; Magnoliopsida; Cucurbitales; Cucurbitaceae. Gene Ontology annotation, biological process: RNA modification. The record is from RefSeq and is a predicted model, not a curated record.